CCGAAAACAUUUUGUUCACUUCCUACCUGCGCGAGGACGUCUCGUGAGGUGUACUUUUUUAUUCGGCUUUUAAAAGUCCGCUCGGUUUUGUUGUGAAAUAUUAUUUAAAAUUAUUCAUACGGUGUUCGACUCUGUCAGUGGAUCAAUAAUUAUCCUGAUAAACGCAAAAGUUUUAUUUCCGAGCUGACGCCUCGUUGUGGCUUGUUUUUUUUUUUUUUUUUUUUCUCAAACUUUUUUUUUAUUUAACUUUUUAUUUUAAUGUGAGUGUGACACGUUGAGGCGCUAUGCUUGGAGCGGAGAGCAGGGUGGAAAGCCGGCUGAAAAAGCUGGAGUCCCUCAUGAGGAACCCUCAGUCCGCACUCAAUUUGGAAACCCUGCUGGAUUCAGUGAGUGCCUUGGCUCAUGAUCUCAACUUUCCGAACCUGCGGAAAAACAAAAACAUUGAUGCCUUCCUGAACAGAUAUGACAAGGCUGUGGAACAGCUGCGAGAACUGCAGGUGAAGCUCGAAGACUUUCAGAAAGUGAAGCUGAUCGGACGAGGAGCUUAUGGAGAAGUGCAGCUGGUCCGCCACAAGGACUCUCGGAAGGUUUAUGCCAUGAAGCAGCUCAACAAGUUUGAGAUGAUCAAGCGCUCCGAUUCUGCCUUCUUCUGGGAGGAGAGGCACAUCAUGGCCUUUUCCAACAGCCCUUGGGUCGUUCAGCUGUGCUGUGCUUUCCAAGAUGAACGCUACCUCUACAUGGUCAUGGAGUUCAUGCCUGGAGGGGACCUGGUUACCCUCACCCUGAACUACGACAUACCGGAGGAGUGGGCCCGCUUUUACACAGCUGAAGUGGUGCUGGCGCUGGACGCCAUCCACUCCAUGGGCUUCAUCCACCGUGACGUUAAGCCUGACAACAUGUUACUGGACCAACAUGGACACCUUAAACUGGCUGACUUUGGCACAUGCAUGAAGAUGGACUCGACCGGUAUGGUGCGCUGUGACACGGCAGUCGGCACUCCUGACUACAUUUCGCCUGAGGUGCUCCAGUCACAGGGAGGUGUCGGUUACUACGGUCGGGAGUGCGACUGGUGGUCUCUAGGAGUCUUCAUCUAUGAGAUGUUUGUUGGUGAAACGCCCUUUUAUGCAGAGUCCUUAGUUGGCACUUAUGGCAAGAUCAUGAACCACAAGAACUCCCUCAACUUCCCCGAUGAUGUCGAGAUGUCUCAGGAAGCUAAACAACUCAUUUGUGCCUUUCUCACAGAAAGGGAGGUUCGUUUGGGUCGCACCGGAGUGGAUGAGGUCAAAUCCCACCCCUUCUUCAAGAACGAUCAGUGGACCUUUGAAAACAUCAGAGAGACUGUCGCCCCGGUCGUGCCAGAGCUGAACAGUGACAUUGACACCAGUAAUUUUGAUGAAAUCGAAGUCGAUAAAGGAGCCGCUGAGACUUUUCCUCCACCUCGAGCCUUUGUGGGCAACCAGCUACCGUUUGUUGGCUUCACUUACUUCAAAGAGGACCAGCUGCUGAGGGGAACUAAAGAAGACUCUGUGGAAAAGUCUGACAGCUCUAAAGAGAACUGUGAGGAAAAGGAGCAUUUCUCCAAGAGAGAGCAGCUGCAAAAGAAGGUUCACCAGCUUGAGGAGCAGCUUGACCAUGAGAUGCAGGCCAACGAUGAGCUGGAGCAGAAGUGCAAAAAUGCAACCAACCGUUUAGAUAAAUUGGUCAAAGAACUGGACAAGGAGAUGAAUAGCCGGCAGAGAGUCGAGGCUUCGCUGAGGCAGCUGGAGAGAGAGCGCGCUCUGCUGCAGCAUCAGAGUACCGAGAACCUGCGGAAGGUGGAGCUGGAGUCCGAAAGAAAACGUGCCCUGGAGAAUGAAUUGAACAACCUGAGGGACCAGCUAGAAGAUCUGAGGAGGAAAAAUCAGAACUCCCAUAUUUCCAAUGAGGAAAACAUUCAGCUGCAGAGACAACUGGAGGAGGCCAACGCUUUGCUGGAGGCCGAGCAGGAAGCAGGAGCCCGGCUUAAGAAGGGUCAGGCCGAGGCACACAAACAGGCCCAUAGCCUGGAGGUCAGCCUCAGGGAAAUACAGGAAAAAUGCAGCCAGUUAGAAAACAGCAAGAUGGAGCUGGAGAAACAGCUGAUGGGUCUGCAGGCCGAGCUGGAGGCGGAGAAAAGAGACCGCAGCCUCGGGAUGGAAACAAUCAGCGACCUGCAGGGAUGUAUCUCUGGUCUGGAAGAACAGAUGAAACACAUGAAAUCAUCUCUUUCCAACAUCUGUGCUGAAAAGAAGCAGUUACAAGAGAUGCUCUCGGACCUCGAAAAGGAGAAAAGCAACCAAGAGAUUGACCUGACGUUCAAGAUAAAGUCAUUGCAGCAGAGUCUGGAGCAAGAGGAGGCUGAACACAAGGGAACCAAGGCCAAACUCACAGACAAGAACAAUACCUACCAGUCCAUCGAGGAGGCCAAGUCUGAGGUCUUGAAAGAGAUGGAGCACACCCUCCAAGAGGAGCGCAGCUUGAAGAUGCAAGUGGAGGGAAAGCUGCUGCAACUGGAAAAGGACCACUCCAUGCUGGACUGUGACUACAAACAAGCCCGACACAAACUCGAUGAGCUGCGUGCACAGAAAGAGAAGCUCUCUAAAGAGGUGAAGGAUCUGAGCUUGUGUCUGGAGGAGGAGAUGCACAAGAGGAGUCUGAGCCAGAGCGAGCUGAAGGCGCAGAGCCAGCAGGUGUCCUUGCUGCGUUCCUCAGAGAAGCAGCUCAAACAGGAGCUCAACCACCUGCUGGAAAUGAAGCAAAUCCUGGAGAAACAGAACCAUGAGCUGCACAGGGAGAAGCAAGAGGCCGACAGUCAGCUGAAGGAACUGAAGGACCAGCUGGAGGCAGAACACUAUUUCACAACUCUUUACAAGACGCAGAUCCGUGAGCUGAAGGAAGAGUGUGAAGAAAGGAAUAAGCAUUACAAAGAGGCGCAGCAGCGACUGCGGGAAUACCAGGAUGAAAGAGAUUCACUCACAGCCCAACUGGAAGCAAGUCUGACCAAAGCCGACGCCGAGCAGCUGGCGCGCUCAAUCGCUGAGGAGCAAUACUCCGAUUUGGAGAAGGAGAAAAUCAUGAAGGAGCUGGAAAUCAAAGACAUGAUUGCGAGACACAAGCAAGAGCUCCGUGACAAGGAAGCCACCAUCGGCUCGCUGGAGGAGUCUAAUCGCACUCUAACUGUGGAUGUAGCCAAUCUGGCCAAUGAAAAGGAGGAGCUGAACAACCAACUGAAAGAAAUGCAGCAACAGUUCCACAAAACCAAAGAGGAGGAAAAACAGAUGACCAGUGUGAAGCUGUCUUUGGAAAAACAGCUGCAGAGUGAAAGGACACUGAAGAUUCAGGCCGUCAACAAGCUGCACGAGGUGAUGAACAGACGGGAGACGGUUCGCGGCGGCCACAGAGGCAUCGACACGGAGCUGCACAAGAAGGAGAAGGAGAACAGGAAGCUGCAGCUGGAGCUGAGAGCCGAGAAGGAGAAAUUCAACAGCACAAUCAUCAAAUACCAGCGAGAGCUGAACGAGAUGCAGGCGGUGAUAGCAGAUGAGAACCAGGUCCGCUUGGAGCUUCAGAUGGCGUUGGACAGUAAAGACAGCGACAUUGAGCAGCUGCGCUGCCAGCUCACCUCGCUUAGCGUUCACUCUAUGGACUCCACCAGCAUCAGCAGUGGAAAUGACCUGGAAGCUGGAGAUGCAUACCCAGUGCGCAUUACUCAGUCUCAGACCUCUGAAUCAAUGUCCUUCACCUACCAGCGCACACACAAAUCUGUGCGCAUCGACACACGCCCCAACCUUCGCUCGGCUUGCUCCCUCUUUGACUCUGACUCUGAGGAUGAAGGAGAACAUGAGGAGCUGGAGGAGCAGGGCCAGCGCCCCCUUGCCCUCACCUAUGAACAAAGCCCAGAGUCUGAAGCUGCAGAGUCCCGGCUGGAGGGCUGGAUUUCGCUUCCAACCAAGAACACAAAGCGGUUCGGCUGGGACAAAAAAUAUGUUGUGGUGAGCAGCAAGAAGAUCCUGUUCUACAACAAUGAGCUGGACAGAGAGCAUUCCAACCCCUUCAUGACCCUGGACAUCGACAAGCUGUUUCAUGUCCGACCCGUCACUCAAACAGAUGUAUACCGUGCAGAUGCCAAAGAAAUCCCAAGGAUAUUCCAGAUCCUGUAUGCCAAUGAAGGGGAGAUUAAACGUGACCAGGAGUUUGCAGUGGAACCUGCACUACUCAGCGAACGUCCCUCCUACAUCAGCCACAAAGGCCACGAGUUCAUCCCCACACUCUACCACUUCCCCUCCAGCUGUGAGGCUUGCACUCGGCCCCUGUGGCACGUCUUCAAACCCCCACCGGCCCUCGAGUGCCGGCGGUGCCACACCAAGUGCCACAAAGAUCACCUGGACAAGAAAGAGGAAGUCAUUGCCCCCUGCAGGGUGAAGUAUGACAUGUCCACCGCCAAAGAGCUGCUUCUGCUGGCCAGUUCUCAGGAGGAACAGCAGCACUGGGUCAGUCACCUGAUCAAGCGCAUCCCACGGAAACACCCAACCAUGAGUCCUCCUUCAGCACAGCCACACCUUCCGCCCGAAGGAACAACACGCUCUCCGCGACUGUCCCCGCGAAACUCGCCCAAGAACUCCCCUCACAUGUCCCACCGCGGAGCCAUCAAGAUCCAACCCAGCAGACAGCAGCAACCCACAGGGAAGCCCAGAUUGCUUGAUUUUGGCCUGAAAGACUGGAGUUGGUCGUUGGAUGAUGUCAGUAAUGAUGAUGAUGAUGAUGAUGAUUUGUUCUUCUGAGGAAGUGAACGCGGGGGUACGGAGGGUAAUGCUGCAUGCAGCGCGACCGGCGUGUGUUUGCAGUUCCUCACAGGCCCACGUGCAUGUUGUUGUGUGAGCUCUGAAUUUGCUCAGUGUUUAAAGUGCAGUCAGCUUCUAGAAGUGUUUGGUCUUUGGAGACCACCACAGUGAAGUUUGAGCUUCCAGCUUUUAUUCAAGGGGUUUAACAAAAAAUGAUCAGAAAUAUGUCAAAAAGUCAGCACUGUAACAACAUGUUGAUUGUUUAAUUUCAGCCCCAUUGUGACCAAAUAACAAAAAGCAUCUCUCUCCAAAUACUUCUGAUGAACUUGACUAUAUUUUAGUCUUUGCAAAUGUGACGACUCAGAAUGCAGCUACUGGCUAUAGCUUCCUUCUUAUUACAUGUGGAUUUCGUGUGGGCGUGUGUUUGAAGUCCUGACAUGCUGAGGCUUUUUUUUUUA
This is a messenger RNA of Thalassophryne amazonica, 5257 nucleotides long. RefSeq names its product rho-associated protein kinase 2-like. The record is from RefSeq and is a predicted model, not a curated record. Gene Ontology annotation, cellular component: cytoplasm; centrosome; cytoskeleton. The coding region runs from base 285 to 4799 and encodes 1504 amino acids. Gene Ontology annotation, molecular function: small GTPase binding; ATP binding; Rho-dependent protein serine/threonine kinase activity. Gene Ontology annotation, biological process: Rho protein signal transduction; regulation of cell junction assembly; smooth muscle contraction. NCBI's taxonomy places the organism in Eukaryota, Metazoa, Chordata, Actinopteri, Batrachoidiformes, Batrachoididae. The transcript is spliced from 33 exons.